UCCGGUCACACCGGAAGUAAACAAAGGCAAAUCAUGUCAUUUCAACUUCAGCUGAUUCUGCAACGAUUUUCGUUCAAAAUCUCACUACAUGGACCCAUUUUUAAGAACUCUUCUUAAUGUGAAGAAUAAUAUGUGGCCAUAGAAUGAUACAGACGCGAUAAUGGCCUCUGCUUGCGUUGCAGGAUCGAAGUCUGCGUCAUGCUUCAUUUGCAAAAAGGAGAAACACCAGUCAAAUUUGUACAAAGUCCAUGGAUCUCGUGCCAGAGAUGGGAAUUUAUUUGUCAAAUUAGGUUACUUUUUUGAUGAAGAAUUGCUAAGAAGUGUUAGAAAAUGUUGUGAUGUACUCCAAUAUUGCAAAACCUGCGAAACGCAGAUCAACAACUGUCACAAAUUUAUCAAAGUUUGCCAUGAAGUGUUCACCGAAGUCUGUUGUAGAAAACGCACUGCGCCUACUCCAUUAGACUUAGAGUUGAGAGUUACUCCUCAAAAUGCUGCUUCUCUGAAGCUUAGAAAACUAUUGAAAUUUGGAGAGGAAGAAUGUCGUAGUAGUGAUGAGCCUCAUAUUGAAGGGGUGAGUGCCUUACCGUCCAUGCCACCGAUGACCAUCACGCUACCAAAUCGAUAUAAAAAGCUCGAUCCACAAUCGCAUGAAGCUGUUACUAUAGAAGAAACAGCCAAAGUUAUCAGCACAUUCACAAAUGCAGGACUUUAUUACCGAGAUCUAUAUGUAGGAAAGCCGAAUGUUACCACACAAGAGAUGAAAGAACUAAAAGAUGUUCUAAGCAAGCAUCAAGGAUCAUAUGAUGAACUCGUAAAAGAACUUAUGGAGCAUGACAAAGUAAAAAAUGCUAUUCAAAAGACACUCCUAAUGUCUCUCGAUAAGGAAUGUACAAUCUUGUGUGGAAAACGUGCUCCGUCUAAUUUAAGAACUUUUGCAGAUAUUGACAAGUUAAAGGAUGGAACGAUUGGAUACAAGUGUCUUGAUGAAAUGGAAAACAGGUUACCAUUCCUGCUUGAUGUGUUAGUUACAAUAGCCUGUGGAGUGAAUAUACCUGUACCCAGUAUGCUUGGCCCCGUGACCAUGGUAUAUGGCAUCCUAUUGAAAGCAAGAUGUCCGCAUCUAAGUGCAUAUCAGCGUAUGAUAACUCUUGUAUUGGCCAAAUAUGGCAUUACGGAUCGGGGCCUUGCAGUAUUUGCAGCACUUGGGAUAUCUCUAACUAGCCAAACUAAUCUGGAUGAGUGUGCCAGAAAGACUUCACUGAGAGUCCAAACACACAUGGCUACAAGUGAACUGGGUAAAGUUAUCUCUGGGAGCCGAGAUUGUGAUGUACCUUCAAUAAUAAAUAUUGAAUAAUCCCUACAAAUCUCAAUGUUUUAUCAGGAAUCGUUUUAGAGAAGCAUUAUUUUCAAUAUCAUUGACCUAAUCUCAUUCACCCUCUUUUCUUUUUCCGAACGAUUCCAUAAUUGCUGUGAAGAAUACCUGAACAUUAUGAAAAUAACAGUUUUAAAUUUAUUGUUGCGGCGUGUGAUGAGUAUUAUCACAACAUCAUUUAUAAUAGUCGAUUUUUGAACCUGACAACUGACUCUACUUAGUUACAUGUACAUUCGGGCUGCUAGACAGCAGGCUUCGUUGAGUAGGUUGUAUCGCUGCUAUGAGGGCAACUACCAAGGGAUCUUUUACGGCUCCCCCGGCCAAGUGAACACUCCUCUGUAGUGAGGUCUUUUGUUAUUUUGGGUUAUUCUUAUUUUUAAUUUCAAUCAAGCAGGCAAUUUUAUUGAAAUAAAUAUACAUUAAAUAUUA
Messenger RNA from Patella vulgata (common limpet), 1801 nucleotides. RefSeq lists its product as uncharacterized. The transcript has 3 exons. The record is from RefSeq and is a predicted model, not a curated record. NCBI's taxonomy places the organism in Eukaryota, Metazoa, Mollusca, Gastropoda, Patellidae. The coding region runs from base 161 to 1354 and encodes 397 amino acids.